GUCCAGCAGGUGGCAGUGUUUCAUGCAAUAGGCCUGCAAAUUAAACYUCUUUCAGUUUCAUUUUUUUACUUAAGUUUCAUUUUUCAAUCUCUGGUACGCUUGAAACUUUAAGAGGUUGUGACCUUAAGUUUCGUUUUUCUGUGCGUCAUGAUCAGAGUUUUCUUGUUGAGGUGGAUGAUGAGUAAACAUCACAGGCUGGACGUCAGCUGAGCAGAUAAGAGCUGUUUUUCUUCUUCAUCAAGCAGCAGCUUCAGCCUGCAGCUUCCACGUUACAAACGAUGGAACAACAGAUGUGGACACGCAUUUUUCUGYAUAACAUAGAAACUCUUCAGAGACCAGACACCUGGCGUUUGGAGUUUGAUGAAAACAUUGACCCUAAACAACAGAACUUAGGAUGGAAAAAUUACAUCAGGAGAACAAUUGCAUGGUUCAAAUGCACCACAUGUGGGAGAAGCUGGCCUUCCAACCGGGUGAUGGUGAUCUUCCUCAUGCAGUUGAACAAUGGGCAGGGCACUGUAAAGGUCAGGCCCUUACGUCAMAACUGUAAGAGGUGCCUCAACGCGCCGAUGGAGAAGCCAAACGUGGACGCAGACGCGAUCAAUAACCUCAUGGAGAACCUGAUGGAGAAAAUAAGAAUUAAGUGCUACAAGGAACACCGUGGUGAAACAAACAGGCGUCCUGGUCACCUUGAUGUCCACAGUCCUCAUGAGCCGCAGCACUGUGAGGGCUGUAAGAUGGGAUUUUGUACAAAGGAGUGAGCUAAUCUAAUAAAAGUAUCAUAUGCAUAUAAUAUUACAGAAGCUUUACGAUAUGUAGAAAUACAACUGCUUAAACGCUUUGACCCACAAGCUAAAUGUGUUUAUGAUCUGUGUGAUUACAUAUAAAAAAAACUUUAUUCUGAUUAGUUUGACGUGUAUGUUUAAAAGGCUGAAUCCUGGAAGCGGACACUUAUUUGUUUUAAUAAGGAUGUUGAAGAAAUGUUUCUGCUUUGUAUGUAUGUAUAUUUAUAUAUAUUGUUCUGAGGAGUCUGACACUUUAAGAAGAAUGUCACACACAAGGAAAUUUUGGUUAUUUGUAAUAAUAUAUUUUAUUUAACUGGCAAAUCCCUUAAUCAUUGCCUAACUUUAUUUUUGUCCCUGUCAUAGGAACAAAUGUGCAACUUUGGGGGACAACUAAAUUACAUAUUUUUGUUCUAAACUACUUGUUUACUCAGAGUUUGAGUUGUUGAAGUGUAUCAUAUCCUAAGGGCAAUGAAGUCAUUUAAAUUAUUGUUGUCUUUUUAAAAWUUCUUUGUUGAAUUUAAAUGUGUGCUAUCUACCAUAUAGACCUAUAAGGAACUUUCACUCAAUCAACAUCUUUGCUUCUAAAGUUUUAAUAUUUAUGUAUUUCCAUGUAUGUAUGUUUAGCUUGCAUAUUUACAGACUUGCCUGUUUGUCCUUUAAWAGAACAUAAUUCUGAAUAAAGGUGGAUGCUACUGA
Austrofundulus limnaeus is the source of this 1478-nucleotide messenger RNA. Its product is annotated as receptor-transporting protein 3. The transcript has 2 exons. Gene Ontology annotation, biological process: protein targeting to membrane; protein insertion into membrane. Gene Ontology annotation, molecular function: olfactory receptor binding. The record is from RefSeq and is a predicted model, not a curated record. Bases 279 to 758 code for a protein of 159 amino acids. NCBI's taxonomy places the organism in Eukaryota, Metazoa, Chordata, Actinopteri, Cyprinodontiformes, Rivulidae.